Paecilomyces variotii is the source of this 737-nucleotide messenger RNA. RefSeq lists its product as hypothetical. The transcript has a single exon. The record is from RefSeq and is a predicted model, not a curated record. Bases 204 to 629 code for a protein of 141 amino acids. NCBI's taxonomy places the organism in Eukaryota, Fungi, Ascomycota, Eurotiomycetes, Eurotiales, Thermoascaceae.
GAACGUGAAGACCGUCUCUCCUCUGCAUACCAUCUCUUCCAUGAUUUAGCGCUUGCAUAUAUGUAAAGGGUUGACAGGACCGUGUGAUGGCCACGACCUGCCAUGGUCGCCCUUGGAAUCUACGAUGUUUAUCAUAGCCAUUUCCCCGAGACGCAGUUUCGAGGGCUUUCAGUUGAUUGAUCGAUUUAAAAUACCACCGUAGUAUGUAUCCCAUUCUUGCUGCAUCGUUUCUCUCCUAUCCGCUACUCAUUAUUGUAUCGAUAAGACCCGAUAGAUGCGUCCGAACCGCACUAAUUCGUGCGGAAAAUGCAGCAGUUGCACCCCGCUCUACGGAGUGUCAUGUCAAUACAGGAGGGCGACGCAGACUGGUUACUUCGGACGUAUCCAGGACGGCGGUACAUAGCUACAUUUCCCUGCAGAGCAAGGCCAUAGGCCCAACCUCUGCACUCAGCAUCAACAGGCCUCAGUUGGGCGGUGCCGGAAGGACCGGACUAGCAGAAAAACAACAGAGAUCGAGGCCAGUGCACGUCCAUCCGGACUUUUGGGAUUUCAUAGAGCGGUAUACAGAGACACGUGCUCAAGACGGGAAGAGGAUAAGCGCCUCUGUGCGGAAGAAAUACAGUCAUUAAGCAUCUGCAUCCAGUAUAUCCAGCACUCUUCUUAGAUACUACGACCACAUGUCUAUGGUACACCAGAAUUAUGAUCUAUCAACUAUAUUAAGCUGUAUGAAGGUGUCG